This is a messenger RNA of Oncorhynchus gorbuscha (pink salmon), 2415 nucleotides long. RefSeq names its product ferredoxin 1b (gene fdx1b). Gene Ontology annotation, cellular component: mitochondrion. Gene Ontology annotation, molecular function: 2 iron, 2 sulfur cluster binding. Gene Ontology annotation, biological process: positive regulation of oxidoreductase activity; P450-containing electron transport chain. The transcript has 4 exons. Bases 28 to 558 code for a protein of 176 amino acids. Lineage: Eukaryota; Metazoa; Chordata; Actinopteri; Salmoniformes; Salmonidae. The record is from RefSeq and is a predicted model, not a curated record.
UCCACAAUCGACACGCCACAGGCCAACAUGGCAAGGUGUUUGCAUCUCGGCUCCUUCCUUUUCACUAAGAUGGUCAAUACACCCCGUAUCUCAAUGGGAGUCAACACUUGCCUCAUUAAAACCUGGAUCCCACACAGCCAAGGCAAAGCCAUCACCAUCCACUCGGCCAUACACUCCGACUCUGAAAAGAACAGCUUGUCGGAGGAAAAAGUCAUAAUACACUUUAUUAACCAAGAUGGCAUCAGAACCACCACUGCUGUUACUGAAGGACAGACCCUGUUGGAUGUUGUUGUAAACAAAAACUUGGACAUAAGUGGUUUUGGUGCAUGUGAGGGGACAUUAGCAUGCUCCACCUGUCAUCUCAUUUUUGACAAGACAUUUUAUGAGAAGAUGGAACCAACGGUGGAUGAGGAGAUGGAUAUGCUAGAUCUAGCUUACGGGCUUACCAAGACGUCCCGUCUUGGUUGCCAGGUGACAGUGCAGAAGUGGAUGGAUGGUAUGACUGUCCAAGUGCCCCAAGAGGUGAGGGAUGCUGUGGGAUCUAAAGGCAGCCAGUGAUCCUUCAUGCAACCUGCUACACCUUUCACCUACUGUACCAAGUCUAAUCAUCAUCAUAAUCAAACAUCUCCAGAAACAUAUCACCCAGGACCACUCUGACAUGUAUUUACCUUUUGCUCUACCAAUCAACUAGCUUCUGUUGGAGAAUCGGUUGUAGCAAUUACAUAUUACCUGUACUUAGCAUACAUAAAAAUGAAAUGAGUCAAUAAGUACUUCAAAUCCUUUGUUAUGGCAAGCCUAAAUAAGUUCAGGAGUAAACAUUUGCUUACCAAGUCACAUAAUAAGUAGCAUGGCCUCACUCUGUGUUCAAUAAUAGUGUUUUUGAAUCACUACCUCAUCUUUGACCCCACACAUACAAUUAUCAGUGAAUUUCAAACACAGAUUCAACCAAAAAAAAACGGAGGUUUUUGAAUGCCUUGCAUUCUAUUAGUAGAUGGGUAAAAAAAGAAGCAGACAUUGAAUAUUCCUUUGAGUAUGGUGAAGUUAUUAAUUACACUGGUGUAUCAAUACACCUGGUUGCUACAAAGAAACGCACGUCAUUCCUAACUCAGUUGCCGGAGAGGAAGGAAACUGCUCAGGGAUUUCACCAUGGGGUCAAUUGUGACUUUAAAACAAUUAGAGAGUUUAAUGGCUGUGAUAGGAGAAAACUGAGGAUGGAUGAAUAACAUUCUAGUUACUCAACAAAACUAACCCAAUUGACAAAGAGAAAGGAAGUAAGCUUGUACAGAAUAAAAAUAUCCAAAAUAUUCAUUCUGUUUGCGACAAGUUCUAAAGUAAUACUAUAAAACAUGUGGCAAAGCAAUUAGGUAAAUGUGAUAUUUCUGUAUUUCAUCUUCAAUAAAUAUUCAAAAAUUAAAACAUGCUUUCACUUUGUUAUUAUGGUGUAUUGUGUGUAGAUGGCUGAGAAUUAAUUAUUAUUUUAAUUCAUUUUUAAAAUUAGGCUGUAACACAACAAAAUGUGGACUAAGUCAAGGGGAAUUAUUACUUUCUGAAGGCACUUUCUAAACCACAUAAAUUUCUCUUUAAGUAAUUAAAACAACUGUGUUUUCAUCCAACUACAUUGUGUGAAAUUUGACCCACUAAUCUUUGUGCAAAACAAUAAGUUGUUGCAAUUAAUAACCCUGCAUAUUUUAAAUAGGAUGUCUAGAAAGUUGGGACUGAGAAGGCAUGGAAAAACACAUGCAGAGAGUUUUGAGGGCAAACAUGAUUUAUUAUAGGUGGUGCAAUAACCAUAGGCAUAUGCAGGUUUGUAGCAACUGAUAAUGUAAUAACUGCCAAUAAUGUAAUAGCUGCUAAUAAUGUAAUACAUGUUGCAUUCAUUAUGUAAUAAAUUGUCAAUAACCUAAUAACGUUAUAUAUCUAAAAGGCUUUUAUUACAUUAUGCAUUGAUGAAUACAUUAUGGAGUGGGUAAAAGCUUUUUCCUUAAUAGUGUAAUAACUUUAACCAAUAAUGUAAUAACAACUUUAAAAAUAAAUACUAAAUCUAUAUUCACUCUUUUUCACGCAUAUCAAGUGUCAUGUAAUAGCUGACUACACACCAAACCACAUUCCUGAGUCGUUAUUUGAUAUUACUAAGGGAAUGUAACCAGUGGGCUAAUGUUGGAGAGUUCAUAUUCAUGUUUCUCAACAGACAUAAACGGGCAGAUCGUGGUAUUUAAAUCCUGACACACUUAGAUAUUGCAGAUAAUACAGUCCCAAAAUGUUGUCAUAUCUACCAGAACAUGUCAAAUGAAGCUGUGAGAGUAACUUUGUAUUAAAACAUUUCUUGUACUGGUUGACCUGAAAAAGUAAAUGUGUAACACUUCCAUAUGUGGCUCAUAAGGGGACUGUAAAGGUAAAUACAUUAAAGUAGUGGAA